Messenger RNA from Suillus subaureus, 1374 nucleotides. RefSeq names its product endo-1,3(4)-beta-glucanase. The transcript is spliced from 14 exons. Gene Ontology annotation, molecular function: hydrolase activity, hydrolyzing O-glycosyl compounds. The record is from RefSeq and is a predicted model, not a curated record. Gene Ontology annotation, biological process: glucan catabolic process. The coding region runs from base 448 to 1335 and encodes 295 amino acids. NCBI's taxonomy places the organism in Eukaryota, Fungi, Basidiomycota, Agaricomycetes, Boletales, Suillaceae.
UGGGUAGUGAAGCACUAGCCAUUUAAAGUUCCUAUACGUGCAUCCAUUGCAGACGCAUCAUUCGAUCCGGUCCGACGUCGUGCAGGGGCGUUUAGGUCAUUGAUAUCCUCUGCCCGCUAUUUCAUCAUGUAGCUAGUACUGCCGUUCGUCCAAUCGGGGAGACGUUACGAUACAUCAACUAACUCGAGAAAUAUUGGUGACUUCUCGGAGUUCCUCAGCUGGAUGACACGUCUGGGGCUUGCUCGUGAGACUAAUAUUUUUCUACUCAGCACUCACGAGGCGUCGGGCAGGUGUAAUUAUUAAAUAUUGAGAGAAAUAUGUACCAGUCCUCUCGCAGCACGCUCUCCCUGGUUGCAUCAUCAGCAGUUUGAAUGAAGAUCAUCAGCAGCAGUCUCGCUCUUGCCUCGCUUGCGGGAUCUGCCCUGGCAGGUGCGAUCUACACUCUGAAUGAGUGCGUUCGUGGUGAAGGCUUCUACUGACUCCUUCAAUUUCGAGAAUAUCACUGACCCCACCGAGGGGCGUGUGACGUAUGUGAACCGAACAACAGCAGAGAGCCUCAACUUGACCUAUGCCACGAGUGACACCUUCAUCUUACGUGCAGAUGACACCACGGUUUUGAACGUCAAUGACACGGGUCGGAAUUCCGUCAGGAUUCGGUCCAAUCACGAGUACCAUGAGCAUGUUGUCGUCUUCGACAUACAGCACAUGCCCGAAGGAUGCGGAACAUGGCCAGCUAUCUGGGAGACUAAAGAGUCCGGUUGGCCUGCCAGUGGUGAAAUCGAUAUCCUUGAAGGUGCAAACAAUGUAGUGCCUAACCAGUCAACACUCCACACUAGCCACAAUUGCUCCAUGCCCAAUAGCACUAUCCAAUCAGGAAACUUUACAACAACCAAUUGUGACGCUUCAGUCGCUUACAAUAUUGGGUGUAGUGUGAAGCUCACUGAAGACAAUAACAGCUUUGGUCCAGGAUUCAACAGCAUCGGCGGAGGAUGGUAUGCUAUGGAACGCACACUUCACUAUAUCAAGGUUUGGUUCUGGGAGAGAGGCGACCCAUUUGUUCCCUUGGACGUUAGCAGUGGUGUAUGGAUCAUCAACACCGACAACUGGGGCAUCCCUGCCGCCCACUUCCCUAACAACACCGAGUGUGACAUCCAGUCUCACUUUGGAGCCAAUAACAUUAUCAUUGAUCUGACGUUCUGCGGUAGUUGGGCAGGCAACGCGGCUCUCUACAAUGCUUCUGGAUGUCCAUUAGACUGCGUGACUUAUGUCAACAAAAAUCCUACUGCGUUCACAAACGCCUACUUCCAGAUCUCGUCCAUGAGCAUCUACAAAUAGAUGCCGCAGGACAGGCAUUAGGUCAAAAAUAAUCAUCGU